This is a messenger RNA of Trichobilharzia szidati, 1170 nucleotides long. The record is from the annotation of a GenBank genome assembly. Lineage: Eukaryota; Metazoa; Platyhelminthes; Trematoda; Strigeidida; Schistosomatidae.
AUGAGAACCUACUUUGUCACUGGUCGGAGUAAUGAUUACAAAUUACCGAAUAAACUAUUUGGAAAUCAGUCUAAUUUUGCUGAAGUUUUAGAACAAGAUGUUGAUCAAAUAGAAUCAGAACAUUCAACCUUAUCCUACGAGAGAUCAGUUUCUGAUGAUGAUGACGAUGAUGAUGGCAGUAACAACGGCGAUUGUGUAAAGGAUGAUCUAUCCGAUGAUGAUGUUGAUGAUAAUGAUGCAGCUAAAGAUAAUAUCUCGGAAAAUUCAAUUGCCGUUGAUUUGGACGAUCUUGAACAUUUCGAUAAAUCCAAUGCUGAAAACCGAUUAAAUGCUUUUAAUGAUGCUACAUUGAAUUGUGAUGUUCUGAACAGUAGAGCAGCCAGUUUGAUAGAAAAAAUCAACCAUCCAAAAAUACCAAUAAUACAUAAAGGAAAAGAAUAUAUGAAUGAUAGCAUGCCAUUAGAUAAAAUCACACCAACCGAUCUACGCACUAACACACAUACUACUGAUCACCGUAUCACUAGUAGUAGUAGUUGUAGUAAAUUUUUAACAGCUAACGAUGUUUCUCACCAUUUGUCAGGAUUAAGCGUGAAUCCAUCAUCUUCACUUGGCUGGAAGACGCGUGACAGUCUGGAAUUAGAUCAUUUGACUAAGUACUGUCUGCAGCCUAAGAAAACAAAAGAGAUGUGUCGUUCUCCAACAUCACCUAACCAUAAAAAAGAUGUAAAAUUCGAUUUGAGUAGCAAAGAAGUGAUUUCUGAUAAUUAUGUAACUAGUUAUUAUGAUUAUAUGCAAACAACAGAACCUGAUUCUGUCGAAAACGGUGAUAAUGUGGAAGAAGCAUCGAAUAACAAGAAAAGUGCUGCUGUGAAAUUCCAAUCCUCUGAACAACAGGGGUUAGUCGAUAUGAAUUCCAAAAACAGUGCAUUCGUGAAACAAACUUACGAAGGUGAUGUAUUAAAGUACAAAAUUGAAAGAUUCAGAAAAAUGAUGAAAGACGAGUCAUUUAGUCAGAUGAAUACAGUUACCUUCACUUCAUCUGGAUCUGAUCUAUUCAACGAGCUUACUGAACCGUUGUCUUUAGCCUUAACAGAAUUGGCAAUAGUACGACCAAGUGAACCAAUAAAAUAUCUGGGAUCAUGGCUUAAAUGUUACACAUCAAUGAAAUGA